AUGAUUGCUGCUACUACUGCUACUAAUGAUAUUGAUGAUGAUAAUGAUGAUAUCACCACCAAAUCCUCACCUCCUCCUGCACAUUUCUCCUUCGGUCCUCAUCUCCUCCUCUUCCUGCACAUUUCUCCUCCAGCCCUCCUCCUCUUCCUGCACAUUUCUCCUUCAGUCCUCAUCUCCUCCUCUUCCUGCACAUUUCUCCUCCAGCCCUCCUCCUCUUCCUGCACAUUUCUCCUUCAGUCCUCAUCUCCUCCUCUUCCUGCACAUUUCUCCUUCAGUCCUCAUCUCCUCCUCUUCCUGCACAUUUCUCCUCCAGCCCUCCUCCUCUUCCUGCACAUUUCUCCUUCAGCCCUCCUCCUCUUCUUGCACAUUUCUCCUUCAGUCCUCAUCUCCUCCUUCUCCUACACAUUUCUCCUUCAGUCGUCCUCCUCUGCACAUUUCUCCUUCAUUCCUCCUCCUCCUACACAUUUCUCCUUCAGUCCUCCUCCUCUGCACAUUUCUCCUUCAGUCCUCACCUCCUCCUCCUCGUUUCUUCUUCAGUCCUCACAGCCAUCUCCUCCUCCACAUUUCUUCUUCAUUCCUUACCUCCUCCACAUUUCUUAUUCAUUCCUUACCUCCUAUACAUUUCUCCUUCAGUCCUCAUCCUCCUCCACAUUUCUUCUUCCAUCCUCACCUCCUCCUCCUCAUUUCUCUUUUAUUCCUCACCUCCCUCUCCACAUUUUUCUAAUCUUCCUCUGUAUUAUUCCUUCAUAUUUCUCCUUCAUUUCAUACUUUUUCAUCUAUUUAUUAUUCCUUCAUUCCUAUCUCCACCUUUACAUUUCUUCUUCAUUCCUUAUCUCCUUCUCCCCAUUUUUCAUCUCUCUUCUUAUUUUUCUCUUUUUAUCUCAUAUAUUUUUUCUGGAACUCUAA
This is a messenger RNA of Acanthosepion pharaonis, 906 nucleotides long. The record is from the annotation of a GenBank genome assembly. Lineage: Eukaryota; Metazoa; Mollusca; Cephalopoda; Sepiida; Sepiidae.